This is a messenger RNA of Triplophysa dalaica, 4444 nucleotides long. RefSeq names its product forkhead box O1 b (gene foxo1b). The record is from RefSeq and is a predicted model, not a curated record. Gene Ontology annotation, molecular function: DNA-binding transcription factor activity, RNA polymerase II-specific; RNA polymerase II cis-regulatory region sequence-specific DNA binding. The coding region runs from base 230 to 2128 and encodes 632 amino acids. Gene Ontology annotation, cellular component: nucleus. Gene Ontology annotation, biological process: regulation of transcription by RNA polymerase II. The transcript has 3 exons. NCBI's taxonomy places the organism in Eukaryota, Metazoa, Chordata, Actinopteri, Cypriniformes, Nemacheilidae.
CGUGGUAGGCAUGGUACAAACUAUACAUCGCUGACUUUUACCGUACGACCAGACGUAACUUUGUUUGGGAAGAAACUUGUGCUUUAUUGUAAUCUAGAUAGACUGUGAUCCGAUCAUGUGUAAUUGUUAGUGUUGGACAAACUAGUGGUUUCACCAGCGGAUGUUAAAAUCUUCACGGCACUUAUCAUCUGACUAAAGAAAAGUCAUCUGAUUAGGCUUUGAUUCUGGGAUGGCAGAACCGCAGCAGCAACAGUUGGUUGACAUCGACCCAGAUUUCGAGCCUCUUUCCCGACCGCGUUCAUGCACCUGGCCGCUGCACCGACCCGAAUUCAACGAGCCGGGGAGCUCAAACACAUCCUCCCCGGCGCCGUCCGUCAAGCCGGAGCACGGCAUUGUGGACUUUAUUAACAGUUUAAGUUUACUAGAGGAGACCGAGGACUACACGGAGGAGAAGCCCGUUCUGUUGUGUAACGACUUCCACUGCCAGGACAACUGCGUUCAUCCCCAGCAACAGCUUUCGGCGGCGGCGUUGCAUCCACAGCAGCCGAAUCCCCAGUUGACGCACCCGCAACAGGUGCCGCCGCUCCCCGCCCCUGCCAGCAGCUCCAGCCCCGCAGCGGCCCAGAGGAAGAGCAGCUCGUCUCGUAGGAACGCAUGGGGGAAUAUGUCAUACGCUGACCUCAUCACCAAGGCGAUCGAGAGCUCCCCUGAGAAGCGGCUCACCCUGUCUCAAAUCUACGAGUGGAUGGUUAAGAGCGUGCCUUACUUCAAAGAUAAGGGCGACAGCAACAGCUCAGCCGGCUGGAAGAACUCAAUCAGACACAAUCUGUCCCUGCACAGUCGUUUCGUGCGAGUGCAGAAUGAAGGAACGGGGAAGAGCUCGUGGUGGAUGCUGAACCCUGAAGGGGGCAAGAGUGGCAAGUCUCCACGCAGGAGAGCCACGUCCAUGGACAACAACAGCAAGUUUACAAAGAGCCGAGGACGAGCGGCCAAGAAAAAGAUGACCAUGCAAGGUGGACUCGAUGGCGGUUCUAACAGUCCUGGUUCUCAGUACCCAAAAUGGCUCGGCAGCCCCAGCUCUCACAGCAAUGACGAUUUCGAACCCUGGACCACUUUUCGUACACGCGCCAGCUCUGAUGCCAGCACCCUCAGCGGACGACGUUCACCCUUCCUACCUGAGGAGGACGAGGCCGGCGAGAUCCACAUUGGGUACCCGGGCACCAAACUAGGCCCCCUGCCCAGCCUCUCCGAAGUAACGGGUUCCCUGGUUCACCAUGGAUCUGAGAGCGUGAUGAUGGAUAAUUUGUUAGACAACCUCAACAUUAUUUCCCCCAAAAGUAACGGGCAGGGAAGCCAAGACGCCCAAUCCGCACUGUCCUCGCCCAUGAUGCAAGGUAGCCCCGGGUAUCCAUCUUACAACUCGCCCCAGCAGGAUUAUCGAAAAUGCCUGUAUGGACAGGGUCCCAUCCCCAUACCAACAUUAUCAGACAGUAAACCGGGGGGUUACGGACCUUUCGCGGGUCAUUACAACUGCGCUCCAGGCCUGCUUAAAGAGUUACUGGCUGCAGAUGCUGAUCAUAGAGGAGACCGCAUGCAGUCUUUAGAAACCAUUGCCUCUCAGGUUGGAGACGGGGUGCUUGCUUGCUACGCUAGGUCAGGACAACUAGGACAUGGUGGGAAAAUUUUAAGCCCACACCCACACACACAUCCUCACCUCAACGCACACCCGCGACCACUGCAUCAGAUGCCCUCACCGCCGAUGGGCAUGAACGGGUGUACCCUGGUGCCCCACGGGCAUCCUUGUCGUCUUGGUAACAUGAAGCCUCACCUGCCUCACAAUCAUCCUGCUCAUCUGGGAAGAGGUGGAGGAGAAGUAGGGUUGCCAAGUUACACCAACGGCUUUCACAGACAUGGAACAGUUCAUCACCACCUUCAUGGUCAUCCAGAACGGUUGCCCAGUGACUUGGAUGACAUGUCGAUUGAGCAGCUAGAAUGUGAUGUAGAAACUGUCCUUCAUGACACACUUAUGGAUGGCGACGCCCUGGACUUCAACUUUGAUCCUAUGAGCUUUCAACAGAGUUUUCCUCAUGGGGUGAAGACAAGCACGAAUAACUGGGUAUCUGGUUAGACAUUAAGUCAAAUAAUAUUACAUCUUUAUGAUGUGAUAUUAUGAUUUGUUAUAUCACAUUGUUUUCAAAGCACUUACGAUAGCCCCCCAAAAUAUAUGCACAAUUAAACAUAAAAUGGCAACGUCCUUUUCUUGCGUAAAGAAAGGCAUUUAUGCAUCUUAAAAAUGUAUGACCAUCUUUGCAUUAAAGCGGCCCUAACACACGGUGCUUCUGCCAAUCUCAAAUUAAUCUUGAGAACCUAUAGAGUGGUAUUGCAUACGUCGUAUCUUCGAAGAGCAUUUAGUUUGAUCACAUUUAUAAAAGAUAGAUACAGCUGUACGAUUACAUCCAAAAUCUUACGGCCCGUGCGGGGAGGAGGGGUAGGCUGAACUGAAGCACAUUGCCAACAAAACAUAGACAUCAGUUUCACUCACCGCAUGCGGUUCAUGUCCGGCAUCUUUUGGCCCUGGGCCGGCUCCAUAUAUCAGUUUCAAACGAUCUCCAAAUCCGGCGUUAUAUCCACCGUUUAUAUAACAUUCAUCACCCAAAUGCAGUGAACAAACAAACACCUGUUUCUCUCUCUCUCUCUCUCUCUCUCUCUCUCUCUCUCUCCUGCACUCAAGUGAAAGUGAAGUUUGCGCAUGGUCCUUCUCUUGCUCUCCAUGCUGCCGCGUGGGUGUGCUUUUCUGGGAGAAUUGUCCAAUAAGGGACUAAGAAAAAUUGUUACAAAACAGUUUUAUAUGUUCGAAAAAAACUUUCCGAAACCUGUAAGAUUGAUGGGGGAGUGUAUUGAGCACAGAAAUACUACGUAAUAAGCCCAACUCGUCACAUCGUUGCAGUACCCCUUUAAAUAACAAAAUAUCAAAGCAUUUUGAUUCAGUCAUCGUUGUGAGCCAAUGAGCAGAUUCGCGUCAUAGCAUCUUUCCGCUCUUACGGGCAAGUGUGACAGCUCAUGUCUGCUUCGGAAACAUUACCGACAUGUUUCAUUUUAGUUAUCUCUUACCACUCGAACUCUCUCUUCCUCCCUGUUUCAUUUCUCAUUUGCAUUUACCUCAGUCUUUACUUCUAAGUACAAAAAUGUACGAAAGGCUCCGUUAUUGUCAGGAAUCAUAGAUUUUGUAUGUACAUUCAGACUCACCAAAAGCAAAACCAAAUUUGUGCUUUCGUAACAAUUAUUUUGUAAUUUUUUUUCAUUGGUCUCUAUUCUGCAUUGAAUUUAAGUGAUGUACAGCUCUGUGUAUCAUGUAAACUGGAGUGUUCUGUAAAUUAUACAUUACAGAUGAAUCAUUUUCACAUCGAUGAUGUGAUGAAUGAAUGCCUUUUGUACAGAGAUGUAUAUUUUGUUGUACCAAUGAGAUGGUAUAUGAAAUGUUUCUAUUAGUAAAUUUUAGUUUCUUGUCUGUUUAAAUGUUUCUCCAAAGAUUUUUUCUCUCAUCCAAGCCUUUAAACUCUAUAAAAAUAUACUGUGGCCUUUGCUGUGUAAUGUAUAAAUAUAUAAAAUGCUUCAUAAAAGUCAAAGCUAUUCUUUGUAAUAUUGAAGUAUUUAAUGUUCCUUUGUUGUGAUAGAUUUUGUUAAAAUUGUGAAUUCUCAUUGAAAGACAAAGAGUUCAAGACUACUUAAGGCUAAAUUUGGUUCUAAAAGGCUUCUUAAAAUGUUUUUUUAUUGUUUUGACAGUGAUUAUAUGAUUAUUGUCUUAAAUUUUGAAUUUCACUGCAAAUGCAAACACACACACGUUGGAUUGUAACUGCAUAUCUACAAAAUAUUUAAUGAUUUGAGAUUUUAAAUCCCAAAAGUGAGGAGAACCAUGAAGGGUUUGUAAAUUAUAAAAAAUAUUUUUAUCAUAUGCAUAUAUUUUUAACGGCUGAUAAACAAGUACCCACAACCUGCAUUUUAUAGUCAUUUUAGACUAUGAAUAUUACAUCUGUAUAUUUAUGUGUCGCUAAAUUUGUGUAAUUUUAUUUUUGUCUGUAUUUGUGUGGAUAGUUUGACCUGUAAAUGGUGUUGAUUUUGCCUUAUUUAAAAACCACAUUAGCUAGUUUUGACUAAUUUCUUUAAUAUAUGAUUUAGUCUCUAAAUGUGUUUGUGACAAUUUUUGUAUUUGCUGAUGUGGACAUUGCUCUCCGAUGUGACGUGAUUGACAUUGGGGGUGGUACAGCGGUGAGUUUGAAACAAACGUAUCAUCCUUGAGUUCUUGUCAGAACCACAGUGCUUUUAUAGACUAGUUAUACAUGGAGGAAGUGCCUGAUAAUAAUGUACUGAAAUAAAACAGCUAUGAAAAAUGAUUGAAGUUAGCAUACGAACAUUUGCAGCUGUUAUAUCAAGCCAUAAUUGUAUA